AAAUGGCUGCUAGGAGUGAACACCAAACCGUUCCCCUUUCCGUGCUCCUAAAGCGUGAAUUGGCGAACGAGAAAAUUGAGAAACCUGAGAUUCUUCAUGGUCAAGCGUGCCAGAGCAAGAAAGGAGAGGAUUUCACUCUGCUGAAGACGGAAUGCCAGAGGGUGGUGGGUGAUGGGGUCUCUACAUAUUCCGUUUUUGGAAUAUUUGAUGGACACAAUGGAUCUGCUGCUGCUAUUUAUGCUAAGGAGAAUCUUCUAAAUAAUGUUUUAAGCGCGAUUCCUUUGGAUCUUAAUAGAGAUGAGUGGGUAGCAGCGUUGCCUAGGGCUUUAGUUGCUGCCUUCGUAAAAACUGAUAAAGAUUUUCAACAGAAAGGACAAAAAUCGGGAACUACUGUAACCUUUGUGAUUAUAGAAGGAUGGGUUGUAACAGUUGCAUCAGUUGGUGAUUCCCGUUGUGUACUUGAAUCUUCUGAUGGUGGUAUUUAUUACUUGUCUGCAGAUCAUAGGCUAGAAACAAAUGAAGAGGAGAGGGUGCGCAUCACCUCUAGUGGGGGUGAGGUUGGUCGGCUAAAUACAGGGGGAGGUGCAGAGGUUGGUCCUUUGAGAUGUUGGCCUGGUGGCUUGUGUCUUUCACGAUCUAUUGGAGAUAUGGAUAUUGGUGAAUUUAUUGUCCCUGUACCAUAUGUAAAGCAAGUGAAGCUGUCCACUGCCGGAGGCCGUCUUGUUAUCUGCAGUGAUGGUGUUUGGGAUGCUCUACCUGCUGAAGUAGCCCUUGAUUGUUGUCGUACCAUGUCAGCAGAGGCUGCUGCACCACAUAUUGUUAAAGAAGCUUUGCAAGCAAAGGGACUUAGAGAUGAUACAACCUGCAUCGUUGUUGAUAUAUUAGCAUCGGAGAAGCCCCCUGCUUCUGUGCCACAAUCGAAGAAGCCAGUAAAAGGAGUGCUCAAGUACGUCUUUCGUAAAAAGUCUUCUGAUUCAGCAAACAUUGACAAAGAAUACAUGGAGCCAGAUGUAGUAGAGGAAAUGUAUGAGGAAGGAUCUGCUAUGCUUUCAGAGAGGUUAGAUACGAAGUAUCCACUCUGCAAUAUGUUCAAGUUGUUUAUGUGUGCAGUAUGUCAGGUAGAGAUAAAACCUGGAGAGGGGAUUUCAAUACAUGAGGGUGCGCUUAACCCUCAAAGAUUGCGUCCCUGGGAUGGACCUUUCCUUUGCUUAAGUUGCCAAGAGAAGAAAGAAGCCAUGGAAGGGAAAAGAUCAUCAGAUAGACUUAGCAGCGGAAGUGACGAGUGAACUCUCAUGUAUAUUUGCAUUUUGAGAGUGAUAAAAGUUGUUUAGUUAACGUGAAGGUUGAACUUCCAAGCAACAAUGUCUCCCUUCUAUUAUCACAGGGGCUUUACGGAUCUAAUUUCGAAUUCGACAUGCAUUUGAAAAACCAAUAGCUGCAUGUUAGGGGAUUUCUGACUUGGAAGUAUGGAAUAGCAACCACCCAAGUUUUUAGUGAAAGGUUGUGUUAAAAGUGGCAGUGCACAACAGGAUGUCAGAGAUAAUUCAAUUUUUUUUUUAAAUAUUUCU
This is a messenger RNA of Gastrolobium bilobum, 1568 nucleotides long. Its product is annotated as probable protein phosphatase 2C 12. NCBI's taxonomy places the organism in Eukaryota, Viridiplantae, Streptophyta, Magnoliopsida, Fabales, Fabaceae. Gene Ontology annotation, molecular function: protein serine/threonine phosphatase activity. Gene Ontology annotation, biological process: protein dephosphorylation. The record is from RefSeq and is a predicted model, not a curated record. The transcript is spliced from 9 exons. The coding region runs from base 3 to 1286 and encodes 427 amino acids.